This is a messenger RNA of Halteromyces radiatus, 3515 nucleotides long. RefSeq names its product armadillo-type protein. Bases 137 to 3259 code for a protein of 1040 amino acids. The record is from RefSeq and is a predicted model, not a curated record. NCBI's taxonomy places the organism in Eukaryota, Fungi, Mucoromycota, Mucoromycetes, Mucorales, Cunninghamellaceae. Gene Ontology annotation, cellular component: nuclear envelope; cytosol. Gene Ontology annotation, biological process: protein import into nucleus. Gene Ontology annotation, molecular function: small GTPase binding. The transcript is spliced from 13 exons.
UUUUUUUUUGAAGUUGUUCAAUUGUUCGUGUGUGUGUGUGUGUGUGCCUAAAAAGUACAUUAUUUUGAAACUUUGGUACAUAGUAAGAGUCAAUCCAUUGAUACCUCUUUGAUAUACGACAGUAAAACUAUUUAAUAUGGACCAAAACAGUGUUUAUCAGUUAUUUGUGGCAACUUAUCAUCCUGAUCCAAACGUUCAUAAACAAGCUGAACUUAAUAUUCGAAGUUUCGAAGGUCAUAAUGGAUUCCUCCCUAUUGUUUUACAAAUCUUGGCUUCUGAAGAACUUGAACUCGGUGCUCGACAAGCCGCUGCUAUCUAUUUUAAGAAUCGUUUGGUGAAAGCCUGGAAUAGAAACAAACAAGCUACUACUCCCAUCAGUGAAGAAGAUCGCAAUGUUGUAAAGCAAUCUAUCCUUCAAGCCAUGGUAACAGCCCCCAAUGCUGUCAAAGUUCAAUUAACGUCUUGUUUACAUACUAUCUUAAGCAAUGACUUCCCUGAACAAUGGUCUCAAUUUGUUGGUGAAUUAGAAAACCUUUUGUCUUCAAAUGAUCCUCGUUUAGUUUAUGUUGGUUUAUUGGCUCUUCGUGAAGUAGUCAGAGUGUAUCAAUGGAAGUCAUCCGAAAAACGUGAACCUUUACAACAAAUCAUCGCACUGACUUUUCCUGCCAUUCAAAACAUUGGUACCAAUCUUGUUUCCUCUGAUAGUCUCGAAGCUGCUGAAAUGCUCAAACUGACGUUGAAAAUCUAUCAUGCUGGUAUCCAAGUCGAUCUUCCCAAAACAUUACAAGAUUCUUCUUCCAUUGUACCUUGGGGAACUCUCUUUUUACAAUUGAUUGACAAACCUAUUCCAUUUGAUGUCUUGCCUACUGAUUCUGAAGAACGUGAAAAAUAUCCUUGGGGUAAAACUAAAAAAUGGGCUUAUCAUUGUUUGAAUCGUCUGUUUGCCAAGUAUGGAAAUCCUGCUUUAUUGACUCCCAGUGCCAGCAAGUACAUUCCUUUUGCCAAAAACUUUGUCUCUAACUUUGCUCCCAAUGUAUUGCAGGCUUACCUUCGUCAGGUAGAAGGUUGGAUCAAGAACGAAAUUUGGAUUUCUCACAAGUGUUUAGCUUUGACUGCUGCCUUUUUCGACAACAGUGUCAAGCACAAGACUACUUGGCAAAUUAUCAAACCUCACACUGAGACUUUAGUGGCCCAUUUUAUCUUCCCUCAACUCUGUUUUUCCAAUGAAGAUGAGGAAUUAUGGAAUGAUGAUCCUGUAGAAUUUGUUCACAAAAAGGUUGAUCCUUUGGAAGAUAUUCAUUCACCCGAGACUAACGCUAGCAACUUGUUGAUUACUUUGGCUCGUGACCGUAAGAAACAUACUUUUAUGGGAAUUCUUGGAUUUAUCAAUGGUGUUUUGAACAAGUAUUUGGAAACUCCUGACGAUCAAAAGAAUGGCCGUGAAAAGGAUGGUGCUUUGAAUAUGAUUGCAUGCCUUUCUUAUCAAAUCUUACAAAAGAAGUCUCCUGUUGCCAAUAUGAUGGAACCUUUCUUUGUCUCUCAUGUUUUCCCUGAAUUCAAGAGUCGUUUCCCAUAUCUCCGUGCUCGCGCGUGCGAUAUGACUAAGCAUUUUAGUGAUUUGGACUUCGCAAACGAACAGAACUUGGCUACUCUUUAUCAAAAUGUUUUGGAUUGUCUCCGUGAUACUGAUUUACCUGUCAAGAUUCAAGCUGCUCUUGCUUUACAACCUAUGAUCCGUCACGAAAGUGUUCGCAACGCUAUGGCCCCUAGUCUUCCUUUUAUCAUGCAAGAAUUACUCAAUUUGACCAAAGAAAUUGAUAUUGACACUUUGGCUACCACUAUGGAAGAAUUUGUUGAAGUGUUUGCUGACCAACUCACACCCUUCGCCGUUCAACUUUGUACGCAAUUGCGAGAUACCUUUUUACGUAUUAUGGAAGAUUUCAGUCAAUCAAAUCAAUUGGCGGAUUCGAACGAUGAUGAUGACUUUGGUGAUUUGGAUGAUGUUAGCGAUAAGAUUAUGGCAGCUAUGGGUGUUCUUAAAACUAUUGGUACUCUGAUUCUUAGUUUGGAAAGCACUCCUGAUAUUCUUCAACAAUUGGAAAAUGCAUUGUUACCUGUCAUUACUUAUACUCUCAAGAAUAAGAUCAUGGACUUGUACAAUGAAAUCUUUGAAAUUAUUGAUUCAUGUACAUUCUCUGCCAAGCGAGUGACUCCUACCAUGUGGGGCGUGUUUGAUCUUAUCUAUGAAUCUUUCAAGGAUUGCGGUAUCGAUUAUAUGGACGAAAUGCUUCCUCCUUUGGACAAUUACAUUUCGUAUGGUCGUGAUGUAUUUGUCAGCAACGAAAAUAUUCAACGUAUGAUGUUUGACAUUAUUGAUACUGUUAUGAAGAGUGAUCGUUUGGGUGAAAAUGAUCGUGUCUGUGCUUGUAAACUUAUCGAAUCCGUCUUGCUCAAUUGCCGUGGUCAAGUCGAUAUGUACGUUGCUCCAUUCUUGAAUCUUGCCUUCCAAUUCAUCUUUACUAAUUCUAUGAAGACUACCGAAUUUAAGGUUCACUGUCUUGAAGUGGUGAUCAACUGUUUAUACUAUAAUCCUGUAUUGACUCUCCGAUUACUGGAAGAAAAUCAGUGGACUCAAGGCUUCUUUACUCUCUGGUUCAAUACACUUGAAAAGUUCUCUCGUGUUCAUGAUAAGAAAUUGGUGAUUGUCGCAUUAUGCUCUUUGAUUGAACUUCCUUUGGAUCAUGUUCCUGGUUCUUUACAAGGUGGUUGGUCUCAAGUAUUGACUGGUAUUGUUAAUGUAUUUAAAACUUUACCCAAGGCUAUAGAAAACCGAGAAAGUUUGGAAAAGUUGUAUGGUGAUGGAUUUGACGAUGAAGAUAUUUACAAUGAAGAUUUCGAUGCCAGUGAAGCAGAUGAAGAUGAUUUGGAAGAUAUUGGUGAUGAAGAUGUCCCUGAUCAAGACAACGAAUACUUGGAAUAUCUUGCCCAACAAGCAUCUUUACAUGCUAAUGAUGAAGAUUACGAUGAUUAUGAAGAAGAAAUCGAAGAAGAAAUUCUUUUCGAAUCACCUUUGGAUGAAAUCAACCCGUAUAUUCGAUUUGAACAAGUCUUCCGUACAAUGCAACAAACCAAUCCGGCAUCGUAUACCCUAUUGACCAAGGAUCUGGAUGCUGAUCAACAAAACCUGAUUAUGUCUGUUUUGUCCAACGCUGAACAACAACGUACUCAGCAACAACAACAACAACAGCAAGUUGCUUAGAUGAUCAGCACGCAUCACUUAUUUGUACUUUUUCCUCUCCCAUUUUUUUUUUCUAUCUAUCUUAUUCUUCCCUUUUUUUUUGACUAUCAUUCUUAUCAUAUUUCUUUUUCUUUUGUCUUAUUAUUAUUUAGUUUUUACUGCAUUCGUCUUUCUUUCCUCUCUUCCCCCAUUUUAGAAUAGCUUCCUCUCCCCUUUUUAUAGUUACAUUUUUUUUUAAAUCAAUAAAAAUAAACUCAAUAUCAUCCCCCCAUUAUCA